Dentiscutata erythropus is the source of this 490-nucleotide messenger RNA. The record is from the annotation of a GenBank genome assembly. NCBI's taxonomy places the organism in Eukaryota, Fungi, Glomeromycota, Glomeromycetes, Diversisporales, Gigasporaceae.
UACUUGACGAAUUUUCCAACUCUAGAUGAAAUAGUUAGAGAAAAUGGUGAUAAAGGAUUGUCCGCAAUUCUUGAAAAUGAAAUAGCAAAUCAUCGUGAUAUUCUAUUUAUAGCCAUUGAGAAUGAAAAGUCAAUAGAAAAGAUAAAUAGAACUUAUUGCUAUGUUUUCUUUGACAUUCGCGUACCAGAUGGAGAAACUCCAGAUAAAUGCAAAGAAAAGAUGAUCGAAAUUCUCUCUGGCAUCGUGAAAUCAUUUAAAAUGGAGCAUAUUAAAGCAUUUCCUUUCCACAGAUACUAUACUGAAAAAAAACCAUAUUUACGAAUUUAUACAAAUGGUACUGAAGAGAGAAAGAGAGCCAUCAAAGCUGUUCAAGAUAAUAAUUUCGAAAUUGCUUCAGAUGAUUUAUACUCAUUCCACCAAAAGGCAAAGAAUGCUAUUAAGCCUCCUGAGGAAGGCGAGAAGGAUCCAGAGGAAAAAGAAUAUAUAGACG